Messenger RNA from Fulvia fulva, 594 nucleotides. RefSeq names its product Ecp32-1. The coding region runs from base 1 to 594 and encodes 197 amino acids. The record is from RefSeq and is a predicted model, not a curated record. The transcript has a single exon. NCBI's taxonomy places the organism in Eukaryota, Fungi, Ascomycota, Dothideomycetes, Mycosphaerellales, Mycosphaerellaceae.
AUGAAGUUGACAUCCUUCAUCGUCUUCGCCCCGGCGGCGCUCGCUGCAGCAACCCCAGGAGCCGCUCCUCAGUCUGGUACAUCGAAACCGCUCCGCUUCAGCGGCAUGUCCAUACGCCCCGCAUCGCCUAUCGACUCCGGCUCUAUCAACGCGAACGGCGGAGAGUUCUGGAUUGGCAAGCCCACCAAAACGAACUGUCCGAAAGAUACACCAGCUGUCGCCGACGCUUGCAAACAUGCAAACAACAAACAAACCAUCUUCGACUACCUCAACGCUCAGCCUACAUUGUCUCUCGACGUCGGCGUUCCCGGUGGCCAGCAGGUCUAUGUCAACAAGGACACAGGUCGACUUAGGUUCACAACUGCGCACAGCGCUCAUCAGGACGGCACGCCCGAAGCGAAAGGCUUCUCCAUUGUGCACGACGCGAAGUUUCAGUUCGAGAAGAAGGACUGGAUCGCGUGUCCAGAAGGACCGAAGGGCACAUACAGUGUGUAUGCCGCUGCCUACAAGAAGGCUGACAAGAAGUGCUUGGGCUUCACUUGGAACGUGAUCAAGCUUGACGACAAAGUGCCCAGCGCAUGGCAGUACAACUAG